Miscanthus lutarioriparius is the source of this 1458-nucleotide messenger RNA. Lineage: Eukaryota; Viridiplantae; Streptophyta; Magnoliopsida; Poales; Poaceae. The record is from the annotation of a GenBank genome assembly.
AUGGGCUCCAACGCGCGCCCCCACGCGGUGCUCAUCCCGUACCCAGCGCAGGGCCACGUCACGCCGCUGCUGCAGCUCGCCAAGGUGCUGCACUCGAGGGGCUUCUUCGUCACCUACGUCAACACCGAGUACAACCACCGCCGCCUGCUCCGGUCCCGUGGCGCGGACGCGCUGGAUGGCCUCGACGACUUCCGGUUCGAGACCAUCCCGGACGGCCUGCCUCCGUCCGGCAACGACGACGACGUCACGCAGGACAUCCCCACGCUCUGCGAGUCGCUUCUCCGGAACGGCGCCGCGCCGUUUAGGGACCUCCUGACGAGGCUCAACGGCAUGCCCGGCCGGCCGCCGGUCACCUGCGUCGUACUGGACAACUUCAUGAGCUUCGCGCAGAGGGUGGCCAACGAGAUGGGCAUCCUCGCCGUCGUGUUCUGCACCAUGAGCGCGUGUGGCUUCAUGGGGUACCUCCACUACAAGGAGCUCAUGGACAGAGGCUACGUGCCACUCAAAGAUGAGAGCUACCUGACCAACGGGUACCUGGACACGGUGCUCGACUGGGUGCCCGGGAUGCCGGGCAUCCGUCUGCGAGACAUGCCCAGCUUCAUCCGCACGACGGACCCGGACGACUUCAUGGUGCACUUCGACAGCAACGAGGCCCAGAACGCGCACCGCUCGCAGGGGAUGAUCAUCAACACGUUCGACGCGCUGGAGCAGGACGUCGUCGACGCGCUGCGCCGCAUCUUCCCUCGCGUGUACACCAUCGGCCCGCUCCUCACGUUCGCCGGCACCAUGGCCCGUCCCGACGCGGCUGCGAUCUGCGGCAGCCUCUGGAAGGAGGACCUGAGCUGCCUCCAGUGGCUGGACGCCCGGGGAGGGGACGGCUCGGUCGUGUACGUCAACUUCGGCAGCAUCACGGUCAUGACGCCGGCUCAGCUCGCCGAGUUCGCGUGGGGCCUGGCGCGCUGCGGCAGGUCGUUCCUGUGGGUUAUCAGGCCGGACCUCGUCACCGGCGACAAGGCUAUGCUGCCGGAGGAGUUCUACGCUGAGACGAGAGAUAGAGGGCUCUUCCUCAGCUGGUGCCCGCAGGAACAGGUCCUGUCGCAUCCGUCCACCGGGCUGUUCCUGACGCACUCUGGGUGGAACUCGACGCUGGAGAGCAUACGCGCAGGCGUGCCGAUGAUCUGCUGGCCGUUCUUCGCCGAGCAGAUGACCAACUGCCGAUAUGCCUGCACCAACUGGGAAAUUGGACUGGAGAUUGACAACAAUGUCACGAGGGCGGAGGUGGCACGGCUCAUAAAAGAAGCCAUGGACGGUGACAAAGGCAAAGACAUGAAGGCCAAAGCAACAAUGUGGAAGGAGAAGGCCGUGGCGGCGACAGAUGGCGGCGGGACCUCGAGCGUCAACAUUGAUCGUUUGGUCGAAUUCCUGCUUGAAGGAAAUGUUCCUGCAGCUGCAAGCUAA